GCCAAGUGCAUGCUACCAGCAGCAGAUCAGAGCACUUUCUCAGUCCUCCACUGUUUUGAGCCAGUGAUCUUCUCUCCUUGGAUCUUGUGUACUCAAGAAAAGUAAAUGCAGAUUGUCAGAAUCCUUCAGAUUUGAUAUUCAGCGCUGUUAUGAUCUCUUCAUUACUGGAUGUGGAGUCUGGAUAUCAGAACUGGUAUAGUGAAGUACUCUCCUAUUAAACUAAGGACCAACCUAAAAUCAACAAAAUAACACCAGGCCUAACGAUCAGGAAAUCUGUGUCUCUUAGAGUGCAAAGCAACCAACCUGUCCAUCUUCUGCCUUGUCCCAAAACCUCAAUGUGAUGGUCAUGCUGCUCUUCCCUGUGCAGCUGCUGGCAGUGGCUGUCACUGUUUACCUAGAGCUGGUGAGGUCUGCUCAAGGUGGUGCCUACUAUGGGAUCAAGCAGCUGCCACCUCAGGUGCCCCAGUACCAACCCCUCGGACAACAAGUACCUCACAUGCCGCUGGGCAAAGAAGGCAUCCCGAUGCAGCACCUGGGCAAGGAGGUGCCCCACAUGCCCUAUGGGAAGGAGUACCCCCAUCUGCCCCAGUACAGGAAGGAGGUCCCGCAGAUGCCCAUGCUCGGCAAGGAUAUGGCUCCCAAGAAAGAGAAAGAAAUUCCCAUGCGCAGUCUGAGGGGUGAGCAAGGCCCCCCGGGUGAGCCUGGACCACGAGGGCCACCAGGGCCACCAGGAUUACCAGGUCAUGGUGUACCAGGAGCCAAAGGAAAACCAGGCCCACAAGGAUACCCAGGAAUUGGAAAGCCGGGUUUGCCAGGGAUGCCAGGAAAGCCAGGGGUCAUGGGGCCCCCAGGGCCAAGAGGGGAGAUGGGGCCGAAGGGGGAGAUUGGGCCCAUGGGGAUACCGGGACCACAAGGACCACCAGGGCCUCAUGGGCUUCCCGGCAUAGGGAAAGCGGGCGCUCCGGGGCUGCAGGGGCAACCAGGGCCAAAGGGUGAGCCUGGGAUGAAGGGGCCACCAGGAAUCCCUGGGAUCCCAGGGCCAAAGGGGGAGAAGGGGGUCGGGAUCCCGGGUUUGCCGGGUUUGAAGGGUCCACCUGGGCUGCCUGGUCCCCCCGGCCCCGUGGGGCUGCCGGGGGUGGGCAAACCGGGCAUGGUUGGCUUCCCCGGCCCACAGGGACCCCUGGGCAAACCCGGACCCCCAGGAGAGUUAGGGCUGCAGGGGCCUCCAGGGGCCCCCGGGAUCCAAGGCCCUCCCGGCCCGCCUGGCAUCGGCAAACCCGGCCAGGACGGCAUGCCUGGCCAGCCCGGCUUCCCGGGCGGCAAAGGGGAGCAGGGAUUGCCAGGCCUGCCGGGGCCCCCCGGCCUCCCCGGGGUUGGCAAGCCGGGCUUCCCCGGGCCCAAAGGGGAGCGAGGUGUGGGUGGUCUACCUGGCCCCCUGGGGCCGAAGGGGGAGAAGGGGCACGCGGGGCCACCCGGCAUGGGAGGGCCACCGGGGGAGCCCGGCCAGCCAGGCCUGCCGGGCAUCAUGGGCCCCCCGGGGGCCGCCGGCUUCCCAGGACCUAAAGGGGAGGGGGGUGCCGUAGGGCCACCAGGACCAGUGGGCCCCAAGGGAGAACCUGGCCUGCAGGGUUUUCCAGGCAAGCCAGGCUUUCCUGGGGAAGUGGGUGGCCCUGGGCUGCGGGGGCUGCCGGGCCCCACAGGACCCAAGGGGGAAGCCGGACACAAAGGCUUGCCGGGGCUGCCCGGGGUCCCAGGGCUCGUGGGGCCAAAGGGUGAGCCCGGGCUCCCCGGGGCCCAGGGGCUUCAGGGCCCCUCGGGCAUCCCGGGCAUCGCGGGACCCAGUGGUCCCAUCGGGCCCCCGGGGCUGCCAGGGGCGAAGGGCGAGCCGGGCAUGCCCGGCCCCCCUGGCUUCCCUGGGGUAGGCAAACCCGGUGCUGCGGGGCUGCAGGGACCCCCGGGGAAGCCGGGGGCGCUCGGCCCUCCCGGCCAGCCGGGGCUCCAGGGGCCCCCGGGCCCCCCCGGGCCCCCAGGUCCGCCGGUCAUCAUCCCGCCCACCCCCCCCGCCGUAGGACAGUACCUGCCCGAGGUGGGGCCAGGCAUAGACGGCGUGAAGCCUCCCUACGGCUACAAGGGCAAGAAAGGCAAGGCUGGCGGCAUCGUGUACGAGAUGCCCGCGUUCACGGCAGAGCUCCUCACGCCCUUCCCCCGCGUCGGGGUGCCUAUAAAGUUCGACAAGCUCCUGUACAAUGGGCGGCAGAACUACAACCCCCAGACGGGCAUCUUCACCUGCGAGAUCCCCGGCGUCUACUACUUCGCCUACCACGUCCACUGUAAAGGCGCCAACGUGUGGGUGGCGCUGUACAAGAACAACGAGCCGCUCAUGUACACCUACGACGAGUACAAGAAGGGCUUCCUGGACCAGGCUUCGGGCAGCGCCGUGGUGCAGCUGAUGCACGGAGACAAGGUUUACGUUCAGAUGCCAUCCGAGCAGGCGGCAGGACUCUAUGCCGGGCAGUACGUUCAUUCGUCUUUUUCAGGGUAUUUAUUGUAUCCCAUGUAAAACCAAACAGACACACACACAGCACACACACACACGAAAUCAAAACCUUUCUCCGCUGCUUCAAACUUUUAUACCACAAAAGACGCGUUUUAUGACCAUUUUGGACCAUCUUGUACAAAACCAAAAAAAUAAAUACAAAGUUUAACAUUAUGCACAGCUACUUAUAAAAAAAAAGGUGUGGUGAACAUAUCUAAAGAUGUGUAUCAGGUUCAUAAACAGUUGUUUUGCACCCAAGGGGGACAUAUUAGCUGUACAUUAUAUAUUUCUGCAAUGCCAUGCUUACUUAAUUUCAUUCACAGUAAUUCAGUACUAAAGUCAAAUCAGUGUAUGUCACUCACUCCUGUUGCAUUGAUCAUAGUUAUGAGAUGAAAAACAGUGACUUAAACCAGAGUAGGUCAGCCUCUAAUUAUAUUAAAAAAAUUGAGUGGCUUAUUUGUCUGGGUGGGGGUUUUCUUGGGUUUUUGACAGCAGGUCUGCCUGACAAGCAAAGGUUCUCUUAGCUGGAGACUUGUAUUUCCCUUCCCUUGUAAUAAAAUAAUCCGGCAGGUGUGGGUUUUUUCCUGAACAAUUUAUUUAUGAUGGCACGAUCAUUCCCCUGAGCCACCUCCAGCAGUCAUUGGAACUACAAUGUCACCACUGACUCCAGGCAGGCACUGGUUUCACCUCCAAAUGCCACAGCACUUGGAAAGUUUCCAUUCUCUAUUCACACAGCUCAAGUACAUGAGGUAAAUCUUCCCCAUUUACUUGUGCCACGUUGAGACAUUUUGGCCAAUACAUGGCAAUACUUCAGGGUGGCAUAAAUUUACUUGGCUUUCUGUGCUUGUAUGGAGAACCCAUUUGGCUUGUCAGACGAGACAUCGAUUCUGCCACUCAGCAAACGCUGAAUCAGUUUACUCUUCAAUGACUAGGCAAAGCAGAAGUAGCUCUGUUUGCUUAACUGAUUUGUUGCUUGAGAUCAACCAGUUAACUUUACCGGCAAUACUGAUCAUGCAAAUUUAUCCAAGAACUUGGUUCUAUCUAAAAGCUGAUUUCCAAUCUGUAUUUAUACGUUACCAGUUGUCAAGGAGAACCUGCAGGCCUCAAUACUUCUCUGUACUUGAGGACAGCGACUUCUGUGCACAAAGUCUCUGUCUGCUCAUCAAUGGUGCUAAUCUCACCUCAACAAGUGUUCUGUUUCCCAAGGGCAGUGGACCUUGCUGUGGUUCCCUGUACAGUGCUGCGCAUCACACACUGCUGCACGAGGUCGAAAAGUUAGGUGCUCAUCACUUCUUCGAUGUCUUUAGCUACCGCUACUGCUUUUGAUGCAAAAAUGAACCUAGAUUUUUUUCAUGCAGAACUAAGAUUGGAUUUAACUGGCAUUACCAUUAUUUAAAUGCAGAGUUUAAUGCGGUCUAACAUUGACUAAGGACUCCAGUGAUAUAAUGUGGUGCUUUAUCUCAGAAAUUUUAUGGAACGGUGGCAGGAAUGGACAGACAGUUUACCAGACACUGGUGACUUCAGUAUGUUCCCAGAAUAUAUGAGAUACGUCAAAAGCAAAUAAUUUUGUAUUUAAAAUUUUUGUACUGAUUUGAAAAAAAUAUCUUAUUAAAUAUCUUUAAAAAUAAAACCAAAACCCAAUCCUGUCUUCAUUCAGAACUAUCAGAAGGAACAUUCAACCUCCUGAAUUCAUUUAUCAGACCACAAGGGCUCUCUGGAACCACUGACAGCCCGAGGUAGGGGGGGGAAAAAUUAAGAGGUACACCCUUUUCUCUAGUUCCCAUCUCCUGGCAAAACAUGCUGUAAGCCAGAGAGGGAACAUGUUCCAUUUGGUGGGAGGACAGAGCAGGGUCUGGGGGGAACAACACAAAGAGGGAAUGGCUCCCUCAGGCAGCCCAUGGGGACAGACACUGCCUAGCAAGAGCCAAUGUGGGGAUUCAAGAAGGCAGAGGGGCAGCCAAGGAAUUGGCCACAGAGGCUGCUGCUAAGGGCUUGUGUUGCCUGAAAAGGCAGAACUGGCUGCCCAGAGAUGCUGGCUCCCCUGAUGUGGCUUCCCCACCUCACCUCUAAGACAAGCAUUUCCUCCAAGAUGCUGAACUCCUGGACUGUCCAUACUGAAAGGAAUGCACUGAAUACACACUGUGCCAGAGAACUGUUAUCCAAAUCUCCCUUGGACUCCCUGAAGCCCUCUGCAUCUCAUUUUUACUGCACAAAGAGAAAACAAAUAAUGAGUUAAGUACUGUACUCAGCAUCACUCACUUUCUAUCUAAAGCUAUUUUCACUUUCUGAAUUUUUUUAUCACACACCAUCUUCUUUGUUCUACAUUUCUUAUUUUAGCAUUCCCCCAACAGUCCACAGUAAGAAAACCAAGAUUCAAAAAACAAUGAAAAAUCUGAAUCACAAGGAUGCUGCUCUUGAUCUUAAUCCACAAAAAACAUGUCCCAGUUCUGGUUGUACUCAGCCUGGAGUUAGAUCUCCAGCCACAAUAUAACUCCACCCACCUAGGUUCAAAAACUUUCUGCUGUUUGCUCUACAAAGCACUAAAAUUUGUUCCAAAACUUGAUACCUUAUCUGACACCACUAUUUACUUUACACACCAAUAAUAAUGGCCCUGGGCAUACCCACACAUCCACACUCACACAGAGCACCAGCCUUGCAAAAAUAAGUCCGAGGGCACUGUCUUUAACAGUUUAUUCACAGGAAAAUAAUCUCCUUCCAUUUGUAGAAUUCAAAAUUUCACUUGAAACAACUGUAAGAAUUCUUCAAAAUACAGGUGGCACUUUAAAGGCAUAUAAAACUUAAGACAAGUGGCAAAUAAAAUAAGUAUUUCCUAAUACCAAAAACAUAUGUUGAGCUUUGUAUGUUCUUAAAAAUAUGAAUCCACUUAAAAGUGAAGGUAUUUAUACUCUCCCCCAGAGCACUGCUAAAAAGGAAAGUAUGGCACUGGAAACAAGAAGUACCACAUGCUAAUUAAACACCAAAGCUGAGAUUCUGUAUUAUUAUUAUCACCUGUAUAGUCACUGGAAAUGUUGCUCAGUAACACCUCUUAGGCACUCUCAGAUUCACAUUUAAUGCAAUAGUCUGUGACUUCUCUUAAUUAUUAUAGGAGAGUACAAAACAGUUUCCCAACGAAGGAACAUCCUUAAGGACAGAGCCAAACAAAGCUUUCAGCCAACACGUGUCAUCCUGCCUGUUCUGUGCGCAGUUUGGUAUCUUAGAGCUGUGUCUUUCUGACAGUGCAGCAUUUUGAGAGGGGUGGCAGAUAAAAUGCACAAGUUCCUUUGCUGUAAGGUGAUGCCAUCUAGAAAUUCAGCAGCCUGCCAGAGAACAGGAAUAAGAAGGGAGGAGAACAUCUGACUUCAGGUAGAAAAAUUAUGGGAGACACUGGGGACCUACACAGUUACACUGUUAUCAGACACAGAAAUAAAGCUGGCAGCUUCACACCUGAUGAAAUUUAAAAAAAAAAAAAAAAAAAAAAAGACUGGACAGGUUUUAAAGGGAAGUUUCAGUGCAGAGAUUUCAUUUUCAGGAAUGGCAAAAAGGGAAAAAAAGUCUUAAUAGCAGCCCACACUCAGAAACUAUCUAAAUAUUUGGUGUUAGCAUUAUUGUUUUAUUCUAAAAGCCCCAAGUGUCAAGUCUUUGGUACUGCAAAACACCUGUGAAAAUGUGUGCUUGGGCAGAAUAGAAGUGUAACCUGUGAGCACUGCUGGGAAAUGCACUACACGUGGGUGUUCCUGCCUGAAUGAAGUUAGUGCCAAAGCAAGACUCAUCCUCGAGGCAGAGUACCAGGAAUGAUCUGCGUGAAGCAGGUGGUGGAGCAGAGCUGGUGUACACAGGAUGCUAAAAAACAUCUUGUAGGGAAAAAAAAGUCAGUACCUAGCUUUACUGAGGAGACUUUACUUACUGCUUUACUUAUUACUGAGGAGAGAUGCUACUGGCCUGCAAACUGGGCUUUCAAAAAAAAAAAAAAACAAACCAACAAACCAAGCAAAAAAGCACCCAAACAAAAAACCAACAAAAACAACAAAAAAACUUAAAAAAAAAAUGAAACAAAACAACCAAACAAACGAAAAACCACAUGGUUUACAAGCAGCAUCAGCUCUUGGCUUGAUCCUGAGGGAAUGGGUUUCAUUCAAAAUAUUACCCAGUCACCCUGGGACAAUAACUAUGGUGGACUUAAUGCCCCUGGCAGGAGCACAGAAGUGGGAGAAAAAUAUCCCUGAAAAUACUGCUUAAUUUGAAAAAUAAGUCAGUCAUACAAUGGGAAGGUUUAUUAGGAUAUAAAAAGAAACAGCUGAUACGGACAAAUGCUUUUAGAGAACAUUAAAUUCAUCAAGAACACCAAA
Messenger RNA from Poecile atricapillus (Black-capped chickadee), 6882 nucleotides. It is a transcript of the gene COL8A1, whose product is annotated as collagen type VIII alpha 1 chain. Gene Ontology annotation, molecular function: protein binding. Lineage: Eukaryota; Metazoa; Chordata; Aves; Passeriformes; Paridae. The transcript has 5 exons. The record is from RefSeq and is a predicted model, not a curated record. Bases 341 to 2560 code for a protein of 739 amino acids.